UGAGCUGCACUCCCCUUCAAAAGCCCCAAACUCCGGCUGUCUGUGUCUGCAAGUGACAGAGAUGAAGCGAUACGAGUGGACUGGGGCAAAGUGAGACGGAAGGGAAGAGUCCUGCCGAGAGAGCGGCAGGAUGACUCCAAUUUGCAGGGCUGCACUUUUCGGGACGACUGCAAAAAAUUUCGCUUUUUUCCAUGCCCUGACUUUCGCUGCAGUUUUCAUUUCAGAGCGCAACUCGAGAAGCAACAUCAAAAUCAACAACAACAACAACAACUGCCAGAAGCCGAAAAAAAUGUGGCGUGGGAGUGUGUUAACCGAAAGCACCUGGAAAAUCGUAGAGCAAGUCAAGUACAUUUUUAGAAACAACAUGAAUUACCCGGUUCGCCAGCAACAACCCCAAAAAGCUUUCAGACAGUCGGCUAGAAAAACUGUACAGCGCAAUUUAAUGGAGUCCUUCCUCUUUGCAACCAACACCAGCAUGAAAACUGUGAGAAACAUAUUCUUUCCGAAGCUUUGGGGUAGUGGAGCAGUAGAAACCGGAGUCAUGUUCAAAGUAGGAGUUUGGGUUAGAGUUCGGAGUCAAAACCAGACUGCCAGCAGAAUAAUGUCUGGCGUUGGGGCAAACUGUACCGAAGCAUCGAGAACGCAGAAACCAGACAGCGGAAGAAAGGGAAAUCUACUGCGACUUAUGGCACCAGGAUAUGUAUUUUCGGGCAUUGGAGUCUUCCGCCUCCGGUUCUUUGGGGGUUAAAUAGAGAGUCCUUGUCCGGCUGGCGGUUCAAUGACCAUCCGACCAUACAACCAUCUAACCAGCCGACCGGCGACGAUGCUAUCUGAACAAAGUGUAUUGCCAUCGACCGCUCCUCCCACAUUAGCUAAUGGCUCUUGCCUUUACCUAUUGCUGGCAAACAAAAACAAAAACAAAAGCAAAUAAGCAUAAUGUGCAGAACGAGUUGCAAGGUCGACGAACGUUGAGUGCGGUUUUCAGUAUUCUGUUCCCAGUUCCCAGUUCCCAGUUCCCGGAUUCCGGGCCCAAGUCAGUCCAGUUGACUUAAUGCCCAGCUCUGUGAGCCAAACACGUUUUUCGCCAGCGCAUAAUUUGUGGUUCCACCUCUGUCCAAUCACUUGGAAGUGCAAUGCCAGCUCUCCCAUCAAACUAAUUGGCUUAACCCUGGCAUUGGACAUUGAAUAGUACCUCACCCAAUUUUCAGAGUGGGGUAAUCUUUCAGAUCCAUCCGAGUCAUAUGUCCAAGGGGAGUUUCGACAUGUGAAGAACAUAGUCUCUUGGUGUUUAACCUAGAAUUGUUUUGGUAUGAAGUGUAAUGGUGUAAUUUGUAAAAUUUAUAUAUUUCGGUUUGGAUUUAGUUUUUUUUUUUGACAGUUAAAUUGACAAGAUGUGAGUAAAAUAAUAAUAAAUAAAAAUGUUAAUUUUU
Molecule: messenger RNA, 1430 nt
Organism: Drosophila ficusphila
Lineage: Eukaryota; Metazoa; Arthropoda; Insecta; Diptera; Drosophilidae
Exons: 4
Coding region: 131-748 (205 amino acids)
Source: RefSeq, a predicted model, not a curated record